Messenger RNA from Lipotes vexillifer (Yangtze River dolphin), 3401 nucleotides. Its product is annotated as catenin beta-1. Gene Ontology annotation, biological process: cell adhesion. The record is from RefSeq and is a predicted model, not a curated record. Gene Ontology annotation, molecular function: cadherin binding. The coding region runs from base 269 to 2614 and encodes 781 amino acids. Lineage: Eukaryota; Metazoa; Chordata; Mammalia; Artiodactyla; Lipotidae. The transcript is spliced from 16 exons.
AGGAUACAGAGGCUCCUGCGCGACUUAUAAGAGGUCCUUGUGCGGCGCCAUUUUAAGCCUCUCGGUCUGUGGCAGCCGCGUUAGGCCGGCCCCGGGAGCGGAGAGCGAGGGGAGGCGGAGACCGAGGAAGGUCCGAGGAGCAGCUCCGAUCCCCGUCGAGCCGCCACUGCAGGCCGAGGACGGUCGGACUACCGCGGCGGGAGGAGCCUGUUCCCCUGAGGGUCUCUGAAGUACACCAUACUGCGGUUUUGAAAGUCUUGCGUGGACAAUGGCUACCCAAGCUGACUUGAUGGAGCUGGACAUGGCCAUGGAGCCAGACAGAAAAGCGGCUGUUAGUCACUGGCAGCAACAAUCUUACCUGGACUCUGGAAUCCAUUCUGGUGCCACUACCACAGCCCCUUCUCUGAGUGGUAAAGGCAAUCCUGAGGAAGAGGAUGUGGAUACCACCCAAGUCCUGUAUGAGUGGGAGCAGGGAUUUUCUCAGUCCUUCACUCAAGAACAAGUAGCUGAUAUCGAUGGACAGUAUGCAAUGACUCGAGCUCAGAGGGUACGAGCUGCUAUGUUCCCUGAGACAUUAGAUGAGGGCAUGCAGAUCCCAUCGACGCAGUUUGAUGCUGCUCAUCCCACUAAUGUCCAGCGUCUGGCUGAACCAUCACAGAUGCUGAAACAUGCAGUUGUAAAUUUGAUUAACUAUCAAGAUGAUGCAGAACUUGCCACACGUGCAAUCCCUGAAUUGACAAAACUGCUAAAUGAUGAAGACCAGGUGGUGGUUAAUAAGGCUGCAGUUAUGGUCCAUCAGCUUUCUAAAAAGGAAGCUUCCAGACACGCCAUCAUGCGUUCUCCUCAGAUGGUGUCUGCUAUUGUACGCACCAUGCAGAAUACAAAUGAUGUGGAAACGGCUCGCUGUACUGCUGGGACCUUGCACAAUCUUUCCCAUCAUCGUGAGGGCUUGCUGGCCAUGUUUCCGUCUGGGGGCCUUGUUGCCGUGGUGCCGAUGCUUGGUUCACCAGUGGAUUCUGUAUUGUUUUAUGCCAUUACAACUCUCCACAACCUUUUACUGCAUCAGGAAGGAGCUAAAAUGGCAGUGCGUCUAGCUGGCGGGCUGCAGAAAAUGGUUGCCUUGCUCAACAAAACAAAUGUUAAGUUCUUGGCUAUUACAACAGACUGCCUUCAGAUUUUAGCUUAUGGCAAUCAAGAAAGCAAGCUGAUCAUUUUGGCUAGUGGUGGACCUCAAGCUUUAGUGAAUAUAAUGAGGACCUACACCUAUGAGAAACUACUGUGGACCACAAGCAGAGUACUGAAGGUGCUGUCUGUCUGCUCUAGUAAUAAGCCAGCUAUUGUAGAAGCUGGUGGAAUGCAAGCUUUAGGACUUCACCUGACAGAUCCAAGUCAGCGUCUUGUUCAGAAUUGUCUUUGGACUCUGAGGAAUCUUUCAGAUGCUGCAACUAAACAGGAAGGGAUGGAAGGUCUUCUUGGGACCCUUGUUCAGCUUCUGGGCUCAGAUGAUAUAAAUGUGGUCACCUGCGCAGCUGGAAUUCUUUCUAAUCUCACUUGCAAUAAUUACAAGAACAAGAUGAUGGUGUGCCAAGUGGGUGGUAUAGAGGCUCUUGUGCGUACUGUCCUUCGUGCUGGUGACAGGGAGGAUAUCACUGAGCCUGCCAUCUGUGCUCUUCGUCAUCUGACCAGCCGACACCAGGAAGCUGAGAUGGCCCAGAAUGCUGUUCGCCUUCACUAUGGACUGCCAGUUGUGGUUAAACUCCUACAUCCACCAUCCCAUUGGCCUCUGAUCAAGGCUACCGUUGGAUUGAUUCGAAAUCUUGCCCUUUGUCCCGCAAAUCACGCACCUUUGCGUGAGCAGGGUGCCAUUCCACGACUAGUUCAGUUGCUGGUUCGUGCACAUCAGGAUACCCAGCGCCGUACAUCUAUGGGUGGAACACAGCAGCAGUUUGUGGAGGGGGUCCGCAUGGAAGAAAUAGUUGAAGGUUGUACUGGAGCCCUUCACAUCCUAGCUCGGGAUGUUCACAACCGAAUUGUUAUCAGAGGCCUAAAUACCAUUCCAUUGUUUGUGCAGCUGCUUUAUUCUCCCAUUGAAAAUAUCCAAAGAGUAGCUGCAGGAGUCCUCUGUGAACUUGCUCAGGACAAGGAGGCUGCAGAAGCUAUUGAAGCCGAGGGAGCCACAGCUCCCCUGACAGAGUUACUUCAUUCUAGGAAUGAAGGUGUGGCGACAUAUGCAGCUGCUGUUUUGUUCCGAAUGUCUGAGGACAAGCCACAGGAUUAUAAGAAACGGCUCUCGGUCGAGCUGACCAGUUCUCUCUUCAGAACGGAGCCAAUGGCUUGGAAUGAGGCUGCUGAUCUUGGACUUGAUAUCGGUGCCCAGGGAGAACCCCUUGGAUAUCGCCAGGAUGAUCCCAGCUAUCGUUCUUUUCACUCUGGUGGAUACGGCCAGGAUGCCUUGGGUAUGGACCCCAUGAUGGAGCAUGAGAUGGGCGGCCACCACCCUGGUGCUGACUAUCCAGUUGAUGGGCUGCCAGAUCUGGGGCAUGCCCAGGACCUCAUGGAUGGGCUGCCUCCAGGUGACAGCAAUCAGCUGGCCUGGUUUGAUACUGACCUGUAAAUCAUCCUUUAGCUGUAUUGUCUGAACUUGCAUUGUGAUUGGCCUGUAGAGUUGCUGAGAGGGCUCGAGGGGUGGGCUGGUAUCUCAGAAAGUGCCUGACACACUAACCAAGCUGAGUUUCCUAUGGGAACAAUUGAAGUAAACUUUUUGUUCUGGUCCUUUUUGGUCGAGGAGUAACAAUACAAAUGGAUUUUGGGAGUGACUCAAGAAGUGAAGAAUGCACAAGAGUGGAUCACAAGAUGGAAUUUAUCAAACUCUAGCCUUGCUUGUUAAAAUUUUUUUUUAAAUAUCUGUAAUGGUACUGACUUUGCUUGCUUUGAAGUAGCUCUUUAUUUUCUUUUUUUCUUUUUCUUUUUGCAGUAACUGUUAGUUUUUUAAGUCUCUCAUAGUGUUAAGUUAUAGUGAAUACUGCUACAGCAAUUUCUAAUUUUAAAAAAUUGAGUAAUGGUGUAGAACACUAAUUCAUAAUCACUCUAAUUGUAAUCUGAAUAAAGUGUAACAUUGUGUAGCCUUUUUGUAUAAAAUAGACAAAUAGAAAUGGUCCAAUUAGUUUCCUUUUUAAUAUGCUUAAAAUAAGCAGGUGGAUCUAUUUCAUGUUUUUGAUCAAAAACUUUAUUUGGGAUAUGUAUGGGUAGGGUAAAUCAGUAAGAGGUGUUAUUUGGAACCUUGUUUUGGACAGUUUACCAGUUGCCUUUUAUCCCAAAGUUGUUGUAACCUGCGGUGAUACAAUGCUUCAAGAGAAAAUGCGGUUAUAAAAAUGGUUCAGAAUUAAACUUUUAAUUCAUUC